This is a messenger RNA of Oncorhynchus keta (chum salmon), 4055 nucleotides long. RefSeq names its product LWamide neuropeptides-like. Bases 38 to 2116 code for a protein of 692 amino acids. The record is from RefSeq and is a predicted model, not a curated record. The transcript is spliced from 6 exons. NCBI's taxonomy places the organism in Eukaryota, Metazoa, Chordata, Actinopteri, Salmoniformes, Salmonidae.
UGAGUUACAGUACAGACAGGUUACACCUGGACACUACAUGACUGAGUUACAGUACAGACAGGUUACACCUGGACACUACAUGACUGAGUUACAGUACAGACAGGUUACACCUGGACACUACAUGACUGAGUUACAGUACAGACAGGUUACACCUGGACACUACAUGACUGAGUUACAGUACAGACAGGUUACACCUGGACACAUCAUGACUGAGUUACAGUACAGACAGGUUACACCUGGACACUACAUGACUGAGUUACAGUACAGACAGGUUACACCUGGACACUACAUGACUGAGUUACAGUACAGACAGGUUACACCUGGACACUACAUGACUGAGUUACAGUACAGACAGGUUACACCUGGACACUACAUGACUGAGUUACAGUACAGACAGGUUACACCUGGACACUACAUGACUGAGUUACAGUACAGACAGGUUACACCUGGACACUACAUGACUGAGUUACAGUACAGACAGGUUACACCUGGACACUACAUGACUGAGUUACAGUACAGACAGGUUACACCUGGACACUACAUGACUGAGUUACAGUACAGACAGGUUACACCUGGACACUACAUGACUGAGUUACAGUACAGACAGGUUACACCUGGACACAUCAUGACUGAGUUACAGUACAGACAGGUUACACCUGGACACUACAUGACUGAGUUACGGUACAGACAGGUUACACCUGGACACUACAUGACUGAGUUACAGUACAGACAGGUUACACCUGGACACUACAUGACUGAGUUACAGUACAGACAGGUUACACCUGGACACUACAUGACUGAGUUACAGUACAGACAGGUUACACCUGGACACUACAUGACUGAGUUACAGUACAGACAGGUUACACCUGGACACUACAUGACUGAGUUACGGUACAGACAGGUUACACCUGGACACUACAUGACUGAGUUACAGUACAGACAGGUUACACCUGGACACAUCAUGACUGAGUUACAUCCCAAAUGGCCAGGUAAACACUGUUCCCUUGAUAGUGCGCUACUGUUGACCAGAUUGCUAUGGGUUAGUCCUACGGGUCCUGGUCUAUGGGUUAGUCCUACGGGUCCUGGUCUAUGGGUUAGUCCUACGGGUCCUGGUCUAUGGGUUAGUCCUACGGGUCCUGGUCUAUGGGUUAGUCCUACGGGUCCUGGUCUAUGGGUUAGUCCUACGGGUCCUGGUCUAUGGGUUAGUCCUACGGGUCCUGGUCUAUGGGUUAGUCCUACGGGUCCUGGUCUAUGGGUUAGUCCUACGGGUCCUGGUCUAUGGGUUAGUCCUACGGGUCCUGGUCUAUGGGUUAGUCCUACAGGUCCUGGUCUAUGGGUUAGUCCUACGGGUCCUGGUCUAUGGGUUAGUCCUACGGGUCCUGGUCUAUGGGUUAGUCCUACGGGUCCUGGUCUAUGGGUUAGUCCUACGGGUCCUGGUCUAUGGGUUAGUCCUACGGGUCCUGGUCUAUGGGUUAGUCCUACGGGUCCUGGUCUAUGGGUUAGUCCUACGGGUCCUGGUCUAUGGGUUAGUCCUACGGGUCCUGGUCUAUGGGUUAGUCCUACGGGCCCUGGUCUAUGGGUUUGUCCUACGGGCCCUGGUCUAUGGGUUAGUCCUACGGGCCCUGGUCUAUGGGUUAGUCCUACGGGUCCUGGUCUAUGGGUUAGUCCUACGGGUCCUGGUCUAUGGGUUAGUCCUACGGGCCCUGGUCUAUGGCUUAGUCCUACGGGUCCUGGUCUAUGGGUUAGUCCUACGGGUCCUGGUCUAUGGGUUAGUCCUACAGGUCCUGGUCUAUGGGUUAGUCCUACGGGCCCUGGUCUAUGGGUUUGUCCUACGGGCCCUGGUCUAUGGGUUAGUCCUACGGGUCCUGGUCUAUGGGUUAGUCCUAUAGGUCCUGGUCUAUGGGUUAGUCCUACGGGUCCUGGUCUAUGGGUUAGUCCUACGGGUCCUGGUCUAUGGGUUAGUCCUACGGGUCCUGGUCUAUGGGUUAGUCCUACGGGUCCUGGUCUAUGGGUUAGUCCUACGGGUCCUGGUCUAUGGGUUAGUCCUACAGGUCCUGGUCUAUGGGUUAGUCCUACGGGUCCUGGUCUAUGGGUUAGUCCUGUAUUGGAAAUGUAGUGCUAUUUUGGUCCCGUUCCAAGAACCACCCCAAACUCCCUCCCUCCCUCCCUACCCCCCUCCACACAGUUAGUCAGUAGCUAGCCUGAGGGGCCUUAUCGUUAAGUAAACAGCCCCCAGAGAGCAAACAGCAGCCGUUACCGCGGUUACCAGCGCUACUUCACGAUAAUAUGAUAGGUAAGGUUUGUGUGUUUUAUUGACAGAAAGAUGUUUCUCCCCAAGGCUGGAUUGAUCUUGGUUCAAAGCAGUGUGAACUGAUCACAGGGUUGAUGUUGGUUUGAUGAGGUGAUCUGAUGAACUGAUCACAGGGUUGAUGUUGGUUUGAUGAGGUGAUCUGAUGAACUGAUCACAGGGUUGAUGUUGGUUUGAUGAGGUGAUCUGAUGAACUGAUCACAGGGUUGAUGUUGGUUUGAUGAGGUGAACUGAUCUCAGGGUUGAUGUUGGUUUGAUGAGGUGAUCUGAUGAACUGAUCACAGGGUUGAUGUUGGUUUGAUGAGGUGAUCUGAUGAACUGAUCACAGGGUUGAUGUUGGUUUGAUGAGGUGAUCUGAUGAACUGAUCACAGGGUUGAUGUUGGUUUGAUGAGGUGAUCUGAUGAACUGAUCACAGGGUUGAUGUUGGUUUGAUGAGGUGAUCUGAUGAACUGAUCACAGGGUUGAUGUUGGUUUGAUGAGGUGAUCUGAUGAACUGAUCACAGGGUUGAUGUUGGUUUGAUGAGGUGAUCUGAUGAACUGAUCACAGGGUUGAUGUUGGUUUGAUGAGGUGAUCUGAUGAACUGAUCACAGGGUUGAUGGUGAUCUGAUGAGGUGAUCUGAUGAACUGAUCACAGGGUUGAUGUUGGUUUGAUGAGGUGAUCUGGUGAACUGAUCACAGGGUUGAUGUUGGUUUGAUGAGGUGAUCUGAUGAACUGAUCACAGGGUUGAUGUUGGUUUGAUGAGGUGAUCUGAUGAACUGAUCACAGGGUUGAUGUUGGUUUGAUGAGGUGAUCUGAUGAACUGAUCACAGGGUUGAUGUUGGUUUGAUGAGGUGAUCUGAUGAACUGAUCACAGGGUUGAUGUUGGUUUGAUGAGGUGAUCUGAUGAACUGAUCACAGGGUUGAUGUUGGUUUGAUGAGGUGAUCUGAUGAACUGAUCACAGGGUUGAUGUUGGUUUGAUGCUGUGAUCUGAUGAACUGAUCACAGGGUUGAUGUUGGUUUGAUGAGGUGAUCUGAUGAACUGAUCACAGGGUUGAUGUUGGUUUGAUGAGGUGAUCUGAUGAACUGAUCACAGGGUUGAUGUUGGUUUGAUGAGGUGAUCUGAUGAACUGAUCACAGGGUUGAUGUUGGUUUGAUGAGGUGAUCUGAUGAACUGAUCACAGGGUUGAUGUUGGUUUGAUGAGGUGAUCUGAUGAACUGAACACAGGGUUGAUGUUGGUUUGAUGAGGUGAUCUGAUGAACUGACAGUCUGUCUGUUUCCUCUUCCUCCCUCAGACGGAGUCCACAAAGGAUCCCAGAGGUCGACGCAUCUGACCUCAAAAACCCCACAUCUUUCUUCUCCCGGGGUUGCAAAAUUCCAGAGACUUUCCCAGUUUUUUUUCCCAGAAAUCCCUGUUUUGGAGGAUUCCACGUCCUUAUUUGUUCCCUCCUGAUUCCACAGAAUCUUUCAACUGUGGAUUUCUGAGAAACUGACUUUUGGGAAAGUUAGUGGGAGGCCUUUUUUUUUUUUUUGCAGGCCUUCUCUCCUCUUCACCAAAAUACACGAUGACCGACUCUUCCUCUUGUGUCCACUUUGUAUCUCUACAUCAAGAAGUGUGAAACAUUCAGGAAAAGGGCUUGUCGCUCGAAAAGAGGCUGACGACGAGGACUCUUAGAGAACAGACUUUGUGAAGCGCACAGCCGCUGAACACGGGGAAGAUUUGUAAAAUAGUUUAUUAUUAGACAAAUAAAAACACUGCUCCUGUA